AUGGACAAGUCUGACGUGGCGCAGCGCUGGGGGUUCCUGGCCCCGUGGUGCCAAGUUCUGCAGCGUAAUGUGCACUACACGGGCUUCAAGUGCGAGGGAACGGGCAAGGAAGUCUGGGAGAGCAAGACCCGCGCUCUCCAAGUGACGCUGCCCAAGCGCAAUGACUAUCUGCGGCCGCAGCUGCAACACGAUGCCACGUAUCAGCUCGAGCUGGUCAAAAUCCGCGAAACUCUGGCCAUUCUGGCGGCCGUGGCGCAUGUGGACCCUUUUGCGUUUAAAUGGUUACUGAGCAACUCCCCGCGCGUUUCGUGCUCAAGGUGGAGGACCAUUCUAAAGUAA
Phytophthora nicotianae INRA-310 is the source of this 339-nucleotide messenger RNA. RefSeq lists its product as hypothetical. The transcript is spliced from 2 exons. The record is from RefSeq and is a predicted model, not a curated record. The coding region runs from base 1 to 339 and encodes 112 amino acids. NCBI's taxonomy places the organism in Eukaryota, Oomycota, Peronosporomycetes, Peronosporales, Peronosporaceae.